Molecule: messenger RNA, 921 nt
Organism: Fraxinus pennsylvanica
Lineage: Eukaryota; Viridiplantae; Streptophyta; Magnoliopsida; Lamiales; Oleaceae
Source: the annotation of a GenBank genome assembly
AUGUCUGAUACUUCAGAUGCGUACACAUCUUCUGAAACAAACUGCGACGUUCAGUCGAUGUCUGAUGCGGAUAGUGGUUCAGAUGAAGAUGCGUUGGAGCAGUUAGAGGAUGACAUUAACACUUGGCUUCAAUUUUGUAGAAUCGCACACCGAAUAGUCCGCAAGUACUUGGCACCAAAUACAGCACGCAGGAUGGUUGAAGCUGAUAUAUUUCCAAAUUCCAUAACACUGAAUAUUUUGCUCAAUUCUUAUGGGUUCUGUUUGGAAGAGAAGACUAAUGAAGCAGUUGUAUUGUUGAAUAAAAUUAUUGGAUUGGGUUUUCAACCAGAUGUUACAACUUGGAACACAUUGAUAAAUGGGUUAUGUAGGAGCGGAAACGCUGAGGUUGCUCUUCGGUUUUAUAGAGAAGUGGGGAACAGUAAGGGGAGGUCUGAUUUGAGAUUCAAGCCUUACUUAAUUUUUUAUUCCGCACUUAUUCAUGGUUUUUGUAAAGAGGGAUUGCUGGACAAGGAUAGUAGGAUUGAAGAGGCAAGGGAGUUAUUUGAUUUGAUGGAGGCUAAAGGCCACAAGCGAAAUGUUGUAAGCUACACCGUGUUAAUUAAUGGGUAUUGCAAGUGUCAGAAAGUGGAAGAGGCCAUGAGGCUUUUCAAAGAAAUGGUAAGCAGAGAAUGCAAGCCAAAUGUAAUUACAUUCACCGUUCUGUUGGCUGGCCUAUUUCAAGUACGUAAAGUUGAGGAUGCACGGACAAUUUUCGCUGAGAUGAAAGUCCAUGAAGUGACUUCGAAUUCUAUUACUUAUGAUACAUUAUUGGGUGGACCUUUUAAAAAUAAUUGCGUUACAGAGGCAAUGAAGCGGUUUCACACCCUAGAAAGAUGUAGCUUUAAUCUUGUCAUUGAUACCUAUAAUUGUGUCCUUGAUUGA